Molecule: messenger RNA, 3824 nt
Organism: Gasterosteus aculeatus aculeatus (three-spined stickleback)
Lineage: Eukaryota; Metazoa; Chordata; Actinopteri; Perciformes; Gasterosteidae
Gene: csrnp3
Product: cysteine-serine-rich nuclear protein 3
Biological process (GO): regulation of transcription by RNA polymerase II
Cellular component (GO): nucleus
Molecular function (GO): sequence-specific DNA binding; DNA-binding transcription factor activity, RNA polymerase II-specific
Source: RefSeq, a predicted model, not a curated record
CUCGUUGCAGCCCCGUUAUACAUGUGCGAGGAUUGUGCCGGGUGGUGCGAGACCCCGCGGGAGACCCCGACCCGGUACCGAAUUUAUUCAUGAUCUCACCGGCGGCGGAAGGAAAACCGGCUCAGCGAAAUAUUGCCAAGUCCACUGGGAGAGGGGCGUCAUCGACUGGCUGGACACAGAUGAUGGGAACGAAAUGAACGAACAAAGGCGUUUAACUGCAGUGUAAUAUUAUUUGCUCAAGGUGCCAUGAGCGGAAUACUGAAGAGGAAAUUUGAGGAGGUGGAAGCCUCCUCCUCCCCGUGCUCCUCCUUGCGGGAGUCUGAUGACGAGGUCUCCUGCAGUGAGAGUGGGGAUAGCGGUGACAGUGUCAACCCAUCUGCCUCAGGCCCUUUCACCCCUGACUCGAUAUUGAAGAGAGAGAAGCGCAUGCGGACAAGGAGGGUGCACUUUGAGAAGGUGACCGUGUACUACUUCAGCCGGCGGCAGGGCUUCACCAGCGUGCCCAGCCAGGGAGGCAGCACGCUGGGAAUGUCCAACAGGCACAGCUGGAUCAGGCAGUACUCCCUCGGGGAAUUCGCCGUGGAGCAGGAGAGGAUUCACAGGGACAUGCUCAGGGAUCACCUGAAGGAGGAGAAACUCAAUUCUAUCAAACUCAAGCUGACUAAGAACGGCACGGUGGAGUCCGACGAGGCCAACGCGCUCACGGCGGAAGACAUCUCCGACGACGACAUCGAUCUGGACAACACAGAGGUGGACGAGUACUUCUUCCUGCAGCCACUCACCACUAAGAAGCGGCGAGCGCUGUUGCGCUCCUCCGGGGUAAAGAAGAUUGACGUGGAGGAGAAACAUGAGCUGCGGGCCAUCCGGAUGUCCAGGGAGGACUGCGGCUGUGACUGCAGGGUCUUCUGCGACCCGGAGACGUGCGCCUGCAGCAUCGCAGGGAUCAAAUGCCAGGUGGACCGGAUGUCAUUUCCGUGCGGCUGCACAAAAGAGGGCUGCACCAAUUCCACUGGGAGAGUGGAGUUUAAUCCCAUCCGCGUUCGGACCCAUUUCUUGCACACCAUAAUGAAGCUGGAGCUGGAGAAGAGCCGUGAGCAGCAGCAGGCGCCCCCCACCAACGGUUACCAUGGCGAAACCAACGACCUGGGAGGCGGUAACCCCCUCGCCCAGUCGCAGCACAGGUUGGAGUACUCGCUGUCAGAUGCCGUUCCACAGACCGCCAGCGUGCACCUGCAGGCUGCGGACGAGAUGGAGGGGCCGAUGGACGACGACGAGGAAGAGGAGGAGGAUGAAGAAGACGACGACGAUGACGAGGAGGAGGAAGAGGAAGAGGAGAACGAAGACGAUGAGGAGGAGGACAGUAGUUCUGUCCUUUCUGAUUCCAGCACCCAAAGCUUAGCCAACAGCGACUCUGAGGAUGAGGAUGAUGAAGACGAAGAGAAGUCAAAGAGCUCCCAGCGGGACGUAGCGGCCCCGCCGGUCUCUCACGCUGACGUCGUGCCCUUGUCCUCUGUGUUGUGUUACAGCAACGUGGCUCACGAGAACCACAUGAACGGAAACGCUUACUUAAUGAACUCCCCUUCAGCCGGGUACCAUCAGCUGGGGAGCUCCAGCGCCGUCUCCGGCCGACCCAGUGAACCCAACGGGGAGGCCUCAGCAUUCCAAGAUCCAGUCACCACUCACAGCGCCGCCGCCGCCCGAGAACCGCCCGACAUACCCGCCGAGCAGCACACGGACUACUCCGAGCACACCGAGGAACAACGCGCGGCUAAUCGCCAUCUCACGCCGCCCGACGGAGCUCCCGCCGCCGCCGCCCCCUCCACCCGCUGCGCGUCCGAUCAGGAGAAGGAGGCGUUUUCCAGAGCUGCUUCCGCGCAGCAGCCGGCCUCCCAGAACGAGACACAGUUCAAAAACUACUCGAACAACAGCACGCGGCUUUGUAGGGCGGCUGAACAGCCACGGCAGGAGCCCGUCGCCAACGGCACUUCUGACCUGAGCUUACUAGGAAACGACACUAAGAGCCUCCCGCUACCCGACCCUUGCCCCGAGGUCACAGCCAUUUAGUGGGCAUCACCUUUUGAAGGGUUCUUUCAUCGUCACGUCCUCGCUCGAGCCUGACCUAGUGGUAUUUUUAAUCCGACCAUAGCAAUUUGCAGCACUAGCGAGCAUUUUCAUCUGUAUCUAUAAAGCCAUAGGAUCUUGGUGAAAAUAUUCUAUUAUUUGUUCCUCCGCUACAGCGUGUACUGAACUGCAAGAUCGAACAGAUUUCUUUUUAAACAUCAGUCCUGUCAUGCUGUGCAAUGUAUCUUGUAAUUUCAGAUGUAAAGUUCUAGAUUUGAGGAGAUAUUGUACUGUAGAUGGAGCUUUUAUAUGUCUACUGUAUUCGUCUAAAAGGUUUAUUGUCAAUUUAUUUAUUGUUUCUGAAUCAUGUGUACCCUUAAUGUAAAUGUUUUGAUAACAAUAUGCAUGCUGUUUUGGGAAUCUCAGUGACAUUUAGGAAAAAAGAAAAUGCCAUUGUUUUAUAGAAAAAUGUGUUGUGUACAUAAUGUACAUUUUACCUCUUUUUUGUUUCUAUGGUUUUUAAAAGCAUGAAAAGCCUGAAUUCUUAUUUUGAUGUUUGGAAUACAAUAUCUAAAGCAUAAAAUGUCAAGAAAUCAAUCCACCGCCUGUUGGACUUAUGUGUGGGGGUCCAGUGGCAUGCAUUUGGUUUGAACUAAUUGAUACUGUAUUUGAACAAUGGAAAGAAUAAGGCCCCUCACUUGUGUUUAUUUUGUCUCCACUGUUCACUCCUUAAAAAAUGAUUUGCAGGUCCUGCUACAAAUACAACUGAAUUCUUUGAGUUCCAUUGAAACAGGGAUAUUAAUAAAGUAGCACUUUGACACAAGAUCUUCAUUAAAGUGGAAAGGAACUUCUUUAAUGUGAUGGCACUUGGUAUUGUAAUUAAAGCACCAUUAGUUUGAAAAUGUGCAGACAGGGGAAGCUAGUGUUCAAGGUCGACAAUCAACACUCAUUAAUAAACAUGAUUCACAUGAGUAAUUAACAGCUACAGAAUGACUCCUGAUUCUCACGAGUCACGGAUGAGGACUUGACAGUCUGAUGUGAGAAAAAUGUUUACCAAAAAUCUAUGAACAACCUUUUACGAGAUCUUUAAGCAGUCACAGGCGAGGAGGGCGACUCAACAAUUGGGGGUUUGCAAUAACGUAGCGAAUAGUGAAAUAUGCUGCUGAAGUUCUUUCCCCCGAGCUCUCUGUUCCUGCAUGAACACAGAUAUUUGUCCCUCUUCCAAGCUUGCAAAUAUCUUGCCCAUACUUUAUAAUUAGAAAGAUUGAUGCCAGAGUUCUGAUGGUUAUGUUUGACUGUCGAGUAGCUGGGACCUCUCAUGCUACUGCAUGAUUCAGAAGAAAUAUUCACACUGCUUUCAGGCAAUCAGUGGCAUCAACGUAGCCGGUAGCUCAGAUCAAUCGUGCCAAAGCGUACAUUGUGAGAUGUAUGGAUACGUGACCCUGCAUCCAUUCAAGACUCCUGUGUUGGCUUUUUGUUUUCCAGUAUUUAAUAUGAAUGAUAUAUUGAAAUGUGUAUUUAUUGUGGUUUACUAUGAAGUCUGUAUUGAGUAAAUUGUUACAUGCUGGUUGUGAGUUGUAAAGCUUCAUGUGCCUAAUUUAUUCAUUUCUAUUUCUAAUUCUGUAAAAUGCAAACGUUUGCACAAAAUGGUAAAAAUGUUUUCAAUGUAUUUGGUUUUCCAACUGUAGAUAGAGCAAGUCUGAUUUUCUGUUUCAUUUUUAACAUGGUUUUGAAAUACAUUUGAUUAAAACGACGAGCAGUCA